Messenger RNA from Baudoinia panamericana UAMH 10762, 1527 nucleotides. RefSeq lists its product as uncharacterized. The transcript has 3 exons. NCBI's taxonomy places the organism in Eukaryota, Fungi, Ascomycota, Dothideomycetes, Mycosphaerellales, Teratosphaeriaceae. Bases 1 to 1527 code for a protein of 508 amino acids. Gene Ontology annotation, molecular function: transmembrane transporter activity. Gene Ontology annotation, cellular component: membrane. The record is from RefSeq and is a predicted model, not a curated record. Gene Ontology annotation, biological process: transmembrane transport.
AUGGCCAAAGAAGAGAUCAUUGUCGCUCCGGCAGAGGUGAGCGGGCACACCCUCACUGGCAGGGCAGCUGCCAAGGCUGUGGAAGCCGGCCACGCAAAGGAUGUGGACAUUGCCGCUCAGAUCAUUGCCGAGCAUGGCGAUACCGUCGACGGCGACACCUGGCCUGCGGAGGAGGAGCGGAAGCUCAUGCGCAGAGUCGACUGGCGCUUGAUCCCUAUCCUCUUCGUCUGCGCGACGAUGUCAGGACUUGACAAGACAGCCAUCUCUGGCGCGGCCAUCUAUGGCCUCAAGAAGGAUCUCCACCUGACCGGCCAGCAAUAUUCGUGGUGCGGCUCCGCUCCGUUCUUUGGUGGUCUGUUGUUUAUGGGUCCUGCGGCUUACUGCUUACGACGCCUGCCGACCAUCACCUUCUUCGCCAUCAACGUGCUGUUCUGGGGAAUCACCGAGAUGUGCAUGGCGGCCUGCACCAGCUUCGGAGGGCUCUUUGUCUGCCGCUUUUUGCUCGGUGGCUUCGAGGCUUUGCUAAUUCCAGCUAUCACGCUCGUCGUUGCAAUGUGGUAUCGACCCGACGAGCAGCCUCAGCGAAACAGCAUCAUUCUCAAUGUCGUUGCUCCGAUUUUGAACGGAUUCAUGGCUUGGCUGGUCGGAUACUACAAGGGUCCUUUCGAAAAGUGGAGGAUCAUCUUCCUUACGCUGGGCGCAUUCACUAUCCUGUGGGCUGCCGUCGUGUACUUCUUUCUGCCGAACAAUCCACUGGACGCUAAAUUCCUCUCCGGUCGCGAAAAGUACAUCGUCAUCCAACGCAAAGCGGCCGACAACACCGGGGUGGAGUCCAAGACUUUCAAGAAGGGCCAGUUCUUCGAGGCCUUCACGGACUUUAAGACCUGGCUGAUCUGGUUCGCCAUCAUCGCGCUGCAAGUGCCGAAUGGUGGGCUCACUACCUUCAACACUCUCAUAAUCUCCGGCCUCGGCUUCGACUCGCUCAAGACUUCGCUGCUCGCCAUGCCUCCUGGAGCAAUGAGCACCUUAUCGGGAAUCGGACUGUCAUAUAUCGCAAGUCGAACCCGCAGGUACCGGACACCACUGAUUGCUGGAUCCAUCCUACUUCCGUUGUUGGGUGCAUUGCUUUGCUACGCUCUACCACGCACCAAUUUGGCUGGUCAGCUCGUGGGCUUGUACAUUUUGUACACUUACUGGGCGCCGUAUGUGACGCUCGUCUCAGUCUAUCAAGCGAACGUAGCCGGACACACUAAGAAGACCACAUUGUUUGCGUGGUAUUAUGUGUCUUGGGCGACUGGUAACAUCAUUGGUCCGCAGACGUUCAGAGCGGACCAAGCUCCAGUAUACACGGGCGGGACGGUUGCAAUGAUCGUUUGCUACGUGAUUGCCAUUCUCUGCAUUCUUGCCUACGGUGCUGCGUGCCAUAUUAGCAAUAAGAGGAGAGCUGAGGAGAUCGCUGCAGGCUCGGAUCAAGACUGGCUAGACCUGUCAGACAAAGAGAACCGCAGCUUUGUCUAUACCACUUGA